Messenger RNA from Branchiostoma floridae (Florida lancelet), 2382 nucleotides. RefSeq names its product steryl-sulfatase-like. Gene Ontology annotation, molecular function: arylsulfatase activity. The transcript has 8 exons. NCBI's taxonomy places the organism in Eukaryota, Metazoa, Chordata, Leptocardii, Amphioxiformes, Branchiostomatidae. The record is from RefSeq and is a predicted model, not a curated record. Bases 181 to 1947 code for a protein of 588 amino acids.
GAUCAUAUGAGUGAACAGAAUGUUUAAAGUAUAAGUAAUUGCUCCUGCCGUCGUUUGCAGUAAGUUAAUCAUAUGCAUACUGCUUGCUUCACAAAGUACCACACCAGCGAUAGGUGAACAGAAUGCUGGCUUACAACACUCAAGGACGUUGCUGAAAAGCUAGGUAUUUGCAGUUCCAACAUGGCAGAAGGGGGUAUGGAAUCGUCCCCGGCAGUCUGCUGUGUUUCUGUACGGAGUUCUCUGCUCUUCCUGCUGUUGUGUCCAUCAGUCCUCUCCCAGCAGGACGUCAGGCCUAACUUCCUACUGUUCAUGGUGGAUGAUUUGGGCUACGGAGACGUCGGCUGUUUCGGGAAUGACACGAUCAGGACACCAAACAUUGACCGGAUUGCCUCUGAAGGAGCAAAGCUGACACACCACCUAGCGGCAGCGUCCAUGUGUACACCUAGUAGGGCGGCAUUCCUGACUGGACGGUACCCCGUCAGAAGUGGUAUGGCAGCUCACCACGGGAUAAGGUAUUUACCUAACAUCGCCAGCACCGGCGGCUUACCUCCCAAUGAAACAACGUUUGCAACUCUGCUCAAGCAGGCUGGAUACGCCACUGCAUUGAUAGGAAAAUGGCAUCUCGGUCUGCACUGCGCAUCUACCGGUGGACUGUGUCACCAUCCUAAUAACCACGGCUUCGACUAUUUCUACGGCACGCCGAUCACUAACUUCCGAGAAUGUGGUGAAGAUGGCGAGAGCAUUUACUACAUGAGCCAUCUUUACGCAAUAUACAAACAGAUCUGCUGGGCGUACCUAGCCGGAGCCGCAUCUUUGCUUCUCAUGAAGUUUCUCGGUAAAAUACACGUUCGCUGGCUGCCGUUGUUGACAUUAGUGACGUUAUGUACAUUAGUUAUAGCCUUUCCAAAAGUCUUCUUGGUUCAGCUUCGGCCGUGGAACUGUCUUCUCAUGGAAAACGAAAAAGUAGCGGAGCAGCCGUACAGUCUGAGAGAUCUCACGCCAAAUCUUGUGAACAAAUCGUUGAAGUUCAUAGAUGAGAACGCGGGCAGGCCGUUUUUCCUCUUCCACUCCUUUCUCAAAGUCCACACCGCUCUCUUUGCUACCAAAGAAUUUGAAGGGAGAAGCCUACACGGUCGCUAUGGCGACAAUAUCGAGGAAAUGGACUGGGCAGUUGGUCGUAUUUUGGAUGCUCUUGAUCAAAAAGGUCUGUCUCACAAAACGUUUGUGUACCUCACGUCUGAUAACGGCGGUCAUGUCGAGGAAAUCUCCGUGAAAGACGGACAAAGGGAAGGAGGCCACAACGGAAUACUAAGAGGAGGAAAAGGCAUGGCAGGAUGGGACGGAGGAAUCAGGAUGCCAACCGUCCUGCGCUGGCCCAAAGACAUCCGGCCCGGCACGGUUGUGGAUGAACCCACCAGUCAGAUGGACGUGUUCCCCACGGUUCUGCGCUUGGCCCAGCUGAACACCCCCGCGGACCGGGUGAUAGACGGCCGUGACCUCAUGCCUCUCCUGACAGGAACCAAAAACCUGACAGACCACCGGUUCCUCAUCCACUACUGUGGGAGCAGGAUACAUGCCGCCCGCUACAGGCCACCUACAGGUGGGUCCAUUUGGAAGGCACACUACGCUACCCCUAAAUGGGACCCUGGAACUGAGGGCUGUUACGAGAUCUUCCUGUGUCAGUGCAGGGGGGAUUACGUCAAUCAUCACGAUCCCCCCUUGCUGUUCGACGUCGCCAAUGAUCCGUUCGAGAGAAGCCCGAUCACACCCGAGAGCGAGCCGAAGUUUGCCGAGAUCAUCUCGACAAUUGAUAAAGGUGUCAAGGAUCACAUGUCGUCAGUAGAACAAGUCGAGAAUCAAUUUUCACUGAGAAAUAUUCUCUGGCGCCCAUGGCUGCAACCAUGCUGUGGUCAUUUCCCCUUCUGUUCCUGCACGGAUGUUGCUUAAUUCUCUAUAUCCAGUUGUGUACAGUUAGUUUUUUGAUUACUAAACUUAAUGUCACACAAUAAUGUGAACGUCAGACAAGUCUUCCACGCCGUCCUGUCACGAGUACUUUUUCGUGAGCAAAACUGUAGGCAAUAACAAAGCUUCUGUACGUUUUUUUCACUGUCACGUGCGGAAAAUCAUUACGAAAUGCACAAACGGUCACUCUGACUCAAGUGUGGGGAAGCUCAGUGGAUUACACUAAUCAGCGCAUGAGGAGAAAGAUAAGAAGUAAAAUAUGAGGGAAGCGGAAACAGCAGGACAACUAGUAUAGUCAUGGCGGUACAAACAGACAUACAACAAGCCAAUAAAGAUAUGACAGGUAAUGUAUUUCGAUGAAGAAUGUGUAUUUGCAAAGACAUUUGUUUGAACUGAUGUCAAUCUCGAUGCCCUUUACAU